This is a messenger RNA of Cornus florida, 1259 nucleotides long. RefSeq names its product PHD finger protein ALFIN-LIKE 5-like. Lineage: Eukaryota; Viridiplantae; Streptophyta; Magnoliopsida; Cornales; Cornaceae. Gene Ontology annotation, cellular component: nucleus. Gene Ontology annotation, molecular function: transcription coregulator activity; histone binding; transcription cis-regulatory region binding. The transcript has 6 exons. The record is from RefSeq and is a predicted model, not a curated record. The coding region runs from base 263 to 1030 and encodes 255 amino acids. Gene Ontology annotation, biological process: regulation of DNA-templated transcription.
CUAUUUGUGCACUCAAAUAGGAGUGUGUAUAUAUAUAUAGGGAGAGAGAGAGAGGGAAAAGCAAGCUAACAUCACAUCCCAACGGUGUACGUAUCGAAGGUAGCAUCGAUCGUCGUACUUGUCGCAAAUUGCAAUGCCUGUUUCCGUUGCUGUUUGCAGAUAGUUUUGGCUCGUGGAAAUAGGCGUACGGUAUCAUAGUUUAUUAUUUUAUCCUUUGUAUAUUCAACUUUCUGCAAAGGGUUUGUGAAAGCUGUAUAUAGCCAUGGACGGAGGCGCACAGUCACAGUGCAGCUCUCGAACUGUUGAGGAGGUUUUCCGAGAUUUCAAGGGUCGCCGAGGGGCCAUCGUCAAAGCUCUCACCACCGAUAAUGAAGAUUUUUUUCAGCAGUGCGACCCAGAGAAGGAAAAUCUUUGUUUGUAUGGACUCCCAAAUGAGCAGUGGGAAGUUAAUUUACCUGCCGAAGAGGUUCCUCCAGAGAUUCCAGAGCCUGCUUUAGGUAUUAAUUUUGCCAGAGAUGGGAUGCAAGAAAAGGACUGGUUGGCUCUUGUUGCUGUCCAUAGUGAUGCAUGGUUACUUUCUGUGGCCUUCUAUUUUGGUGCCAGAUUUGGUUUCGAUAAAGCUGACAGGAAGCGUCUCUUCAAUAUGAUAAAUGAUCUGCCAACUUUGUUUGAGGUUGUGACUGGAACUGCAAAGAAACAAAUAAAGGAUAAGUCAGAAGCACCAAACCAUAGCAGCAACUCGUCCAAGUUGAACUCGAAAGGGCGAGGUUCUGAAUUCCAGGCAAAAUAUUCUUUGGGGCUGCAGGCAAAGGAUGAGGAAGGAGGAUUGGAUGAGGAAGAUGACGAGGAGCACGGUGAUACCUUGUGUGGGGCUUGUGGGGAGAAUUAUGCUUCAGAUGAGUUUUGGAUCUGCUGUGACAUAUGCGAGAGGUGGUUCCAUGGCAAGUGCGUUAAGAUCACUCCUGCCAGGGCUGAGCACAUCAAGCACUACAAGUGCCCAUCAUGUAGCAACAAGAGGGCUCGGCCUUGAUAUCCCUUUAAGAUUAGUAUAUUUUCAGUCCUUGUAUCUCUCUAGACUCAACUAACUGUCUAGUUGUCAGGUUUCCUCACUGCCAGUUCUCCAAGGCAUUUCUGUUGGGUACGUUGGUCUUGUUAAUCUUGUCCAUUCUGAUCUAUCGCUGCUUUGCAAACCCUGAACAUGUCUUAUGUCUUCUAUUUGAUUCUAAAUUAAGAUAUACAGUUUUUAUUCUUGUAGGAAA